Rhinocladiella mackenziei CBS 650.93 is the source of this 660-nucleotide messenger RNA. RefSeq lists its product as uncharacterized. The coding region runs from base 1 to 660 and encodes 219 amino acids. Gene Ontology annotation, cellular component: mitochondrial inner membrane. Lineage: Eukaryota; Fungi; Ascomycota; Eurotiomycetes; Chaetothyriales; Herpotrichiellaceae. The transcript is spliced from 2 exons. Gene Ontology annotation, biological process: pyruvate import into mitochondria. The record is from RefSeq and is a predicted model, not a curated record.
AUGUCCGCCCGCUUCGGAGUGCGCUUCGCGCAACAAACAUCUCGACAAACCUCCUUCGCCACUCGAACGCCAUUCAAGGCUCGAAAUCCCAUCUUUCGACGCUAUCAAGGCACAGCUGCCAACCCAGCAGUUGACGGGGCGCCACCUCAAAGCCUGUUCCAGAAAUUAUGGACCAGUGAAGUCGGUAUUAGAACGGUGCAUUUCUGGUACGGAAGAAUAUACCAUCUCUCUCUCCCACAUGUUCACGCCCAGGUGGGAUCCGCGAACAACGCAAAGGGACACCCUGCCAAAUUGAGAAAUUCGAAAUCGGCGACGAACCACAUGCUGACCGUGACAUUUGCGUAUAGGGCACCCAUUAUGAAAUGGGGCGUCGUGCUCGCUGGUGCCUCAGACUUCCUCCGGCCGGCCGAUAAGUUAUCCUUGACUCAAAAUCUAGCUCUCAUGGCCACAGGCUCGAUCUGGACCAGAUGGUGUUUCAUCAUUCGACCACAAAACAUGCUUCUCGCAGCAGUCAAUUUCUGCUUGUUCGUCGUCGGGUUCGUUCAAUGUUCCCGAAUCUUCUUGUACCAAAAGGGCACGACGGGCGCGUUGAAGGAGAUGGAGCAGGAAGUUGGGGGCUCGGUUAAGAGUGUGGAGAAGAAGGUUGAGCAGAAGUUGUAA